Molecule: messenger RNA, 2295 nt
Organism: Loxodonta africana (African savanna elephant)
Lineage: Eukaryota; Metazoa; Chordata; Mammalia; Proboscidea; Elephantidae
Gene: HHATL
Product: hedgehog acyltransferase like
Exons: 11
Coding region: 558-2069 (503 amino acids)
Biological process (GO): negative regulation of N-terminal protein palmitoylation
Cellular component (GO): endoplasmic reticulum
Molecular function (GO): acyltransferase activity
Source: RefSeq, a predicted model, not a curated record
UGGGGGUCAGUGAGAGCCUGGAGGCUGGGGCAGGACCUGGGGAAGUCACAGGGUCUCAGGGAAGGAAAGGCAGCUCAGGGAGUGGGGGUAGGUCAAAGGAGGGGCCUUAGGGGAGAUGACUGAGGAGGAUGGGGACCCUGGGGGCUGGGAACGUUACUGAGGUGAUGCAGAUAGGGUUUCUCCAUAUGAAGGUCAUGGGGGCUUUGGCAGGAGUGGUUUUGGCAGAGGGUGGGGACCGGCCUGCCCAAAAGAUAUGAAGGAAUAGAUGCAGUGAGGAAGACAGGCUGAGAGUGGAAACUAGGCUUCUAAGGGGAGAGCUGGGAGCUAGAGGGGCAUCUAGGAUGGGGCACUGGGUGUUGGGGGUCCUGGAAGGAGUGGGGGACACAGGGGACAUGGGAGGGGAGAACAAUGCCACAAAGUACCCAAGGAGUAGGAGGGGCAGUCUCUCAUCAGAGUGGGGCCUCCACCACCUCAACUGGGGACCAUGAGGUGGGGCUCGGCAGGGCUGGUGGCUGCAGUGUCCUCACUAAACCUGUGUCCCCAGUCCCUUCCAGGCUAUGGGCAUCAAGACGGCAUUGCCUGCGGCUGAGCUGGGCCUCUACUCCCUGGUGCUGAGUGGGGCCCUGGCUUACGCAGGCCGAGACCUCCUUGAGGCUUCACAAGAUGGGUCCCGCAGGAAGGCCUUCCGGGAGUCUGUGAGGCCUGGCUGGGAGUACAUUGGCCGGAAGAUGGAUGUGGCUGACUUCGAGUGGAUGAUGUGGUUCACAUCUUUCCGCAAUGCCAUCAUCUUCGCCCUCACUGGACACGUGCUGUUUGCUAAACUCUGCACGAUGGUAGCCCCCCAGCUCCGCUCCUGGAUGUAUGCUGUGUAUGGGGUCCUGGCCGUGGUGGGUACGAUGGGCCCUAGGUACAUGCUGCUGUUGCUUGGCCACUGUGUGGGCCUCUAUGUGGUUUCACUCUUGGGCCAGCCCUGGCUCUGUCUCGGCCUUGGCCUGGCCAGCCUUGCCUCCUUCAAGCUGGAUCCUCUCAUCUCCUGGCAGAGCGGGUUUGUAACAGGCACUUUUGAUCUUCAAGAGGUGCUGUUUCAUGGGGGCAGUGGCUUCACGGUGCUGCGCUGCACCAGCUUUGCACUGGAGAGGUGUGCCCACCCUGACCGCCGCUAUUCCCUAGCUGACCUGCUCAAGUACAAUUUCUACCUGCCAUUCUUCUUCUUCGGGCCCAUCAUGACCUUUGACCGCUUCCACGCCCAGGUGAGCCAGGUGGAACCGGUAAGGCCAGAUGGCGAGCUAUGGCGCAUCCGGGCCCAGGCAGGCCUCAGCGUGGUGGCCAUCAUAACCGUGGACGUCUUCUUUCACUUCUUCUACAUCCUCACCAUCCCCAGUGACCUCAGGUUCACCAACCGCCUCCCGGAUGGUGCUCUCGCUGGCCUGGCCUACUCAAACCUGGUGUACGACUGGGUGAAGGCAGCUGUCCUAUUUGGCGUCGUCAACACGGUGGCGCGCCUCGACCACCUGGACCCUCCCAAGCCUCCGAAGUGCAUCACUGCGCUCUACGUCUUCGCAGAAACGCACUUUGACCGUGGCAUCAACGACUGGCUUUGCAAGUACGUGUACAACCACAUUGGUGGGGAGCACUCUGCGGUGAUCCCAGAGCUGGGGGCCACAGUGGCCACAUUUGCCAUCACCACUCUGUGGCUGGGGCCUUGUGAAAUUGUCUACCUGUGGUCAUUCCUUAACUGCUUUGGUCUCAACUUUGAACGCUGGGUGCAGAUGCUGGCAGAGUGGGGGCCCCUAGCACGAAUUGAGGCCUCACUGUCGGAGCAGAUGUCCCGCAGGGUCCGGGCCCUGUUUGGGGCCAUGAACUUCUGGGCCAUCGUCAUGUACAACCUUGUGAGCCUGAACAGCCUCGAGUUCAUGCAGCUGGUUGCCCGGCGCCUGCUGCUCACAGGGUUCCCCCAGACCACGCUGGCCAUCCUGUUUGUCACCUACUGUGGUGUCCAGCUGGUGAAGGAGCGUGAGCGAACCCUGGCACUGGAGGAGGAGAAGCAGGACAAAGAGAAGCCAGAGUAGGUGGGAGGGGGAAGAGGGAAGGGUUCAGCUCAGCUACGCCUGAGACCUGACCAAUAGAAUAAAAGACUUUUCUACCACAGCGUGGCUGUUCCUUUCCCCUUCUCCCAGUGGUCCCAGGUACCUUGUCCAUGCUGGAUAAGGAGCUGGAGGUUCUGGGCCCCAGGGAGGGGAGUCAAGCUCUUGGAGCACACAGAGUCUAGAGUAUAGAGACCACCGACCUUGGCAA